Molecule: messenger RNA, 390 nt
Organism: Colletotrichum karsti
Lineage: Eukaryota; Fungi; Ascomycota; Sordariomycetes; Glomerellales; Glomerellaceae
Exons: 2
Coding region: 1-390 (129 amino acids)
Source: RefSeq, a predicted model, not a curated record
AUGUCCUUCUUCCAAGGAGACUCCCGCCCCGGAGAGCAGCCUGCGCCGCCCCCACGAGCCCUCACCCCCGUCGAGAUCGGAGUCAUCAUCGGCACCAUCACCGUCUUCAUCGCCGCCAUCGCCUCGCUCUUCUUCUACCGUAGUAGGAAGGCCAAGAAACACAGUGUCGAGAAUGGGGAAUCGCCGUAUGAUGGAAACCCGCAACCGGAUUCGGGCCAAAACAAAAGUGAUGAUGCAUCAUCGCGAGGAGAAGAGACGGUAGACCGCGAUGCGAUACCGCCCUCGACAAGGAAAAAGAGAAUCUGGAACGAGUUCGGGACUGUGAAAGCAUAUGAGCCUGAUGUCGAAAGAGGAGAAGCGUACGAGAUGCGGGAUCGUGCCCAACGCUAA